This is a messenger RNA of Pieris brassicae (large cabbage white), 1249 nucleotides long. Its product is annotated as delta(3,5)-Delta(2,4)-dienoyl-CoA isomerase, mitochondrial. Gene Ontology annotation, cellular component: mitochondrion. The record is from RefSeq and is a predicted model, not a curated record. The transcript is spliced from 9 exons. Bases 151 to 1065 code for a protein of 304 amino acids. Gene Ontology annotation, molecular function: delta(3,5)-delta(2,4)-dienoyl-CoA isomerase activity. Lineage: Eukaryota; Metazoa; Arthropoda; Insecta; Lepidoptera; Pieridae.
AUUUUUGUUUAGUGUUUACGUCGCGGUAGGUGAUCGGAGUUUGGACUUUGAUCUUUUUUUAUUAAAAAAGGUUUUAUCUUGUGAACAUAAUUUAACAUUUAGAUACUUCCGUUGUAUUGAUUUCAUUUCCACAUAGUCUAGAACAAGAAAAUGGUGUUCCAAUUAGCAAGAUCUUUCGUGUUAUGCACACCGGCAAAAGUAGCGCCAGGUGCUUUAUCAAGAUUAUAUUCAACAGAAGUUCCACAGUUUGAGACAUUAGCUGUGUCAGUGCCUAAGAAGAAUGUUUUCCAUGUAGAAAUGAACAGGCCUAAACAACUUAAUACAUUUUCUAUGACAAUGUGGAAGGAGUUAGAUGAUUGCUUUUCAUCUUUGAGUGAUAAUUCUGAAUGCAGAGUAAUUGUUCUAUCAGGAAGAGGAAAACACUUUACUGGUGGUAUUGAUUUCAAGAGUUUUCUAGAAGAAGGAACUAAAUUAGAUGAUAUAGAAGAUGUUGGCAGACGAGCGCGAGCAUUUGAGAAAUUUAUUACCAAAUGUCAGGAUGGUAUAUCAGCCCUCGAAAACUGUGUGAAGCCUGUUUUAUCGGUUGUGCACAGUGCUUGCGUCGGCGCAGGAGUGGACCUGAUCACAGCAGCUGAUAUGAGAUAUUGUACUGAAGACUCAUGGUUUCAAGUGAAAGAAGUGGAUAUUGGUCUAGCGGCUGAUGUGGGCACUCUACAACGAUUGCCUAAGGUAGUUGGCAACACUUCCACAGUACGUGAACUUAUUUUCACAGCAAGGAAAGUGAUGUCCAAAGAGGCGCUUGAGUUGGGGCUCGUCAGUAGAAUAUACCCUAAUCAAGAGACAGCAAUCAAGGAAGUAUUAGAAAUUGCUGAUUCCAUCGCCAAGAAGAGUCCCAUCGCUAUACAGAACUCAAAGAUCAACCUAGUCUACUCACAGAGCAGACCUAAUAAGGAUGGAUUAUAUCAUAUUAACCUGAUCAACCAAGCUGGUUUACAAAGUGAAGACCCGAAGAGAGGCGCUAUGGCCGCUGUUACCAAAUCUGUUCCGGAAUAUGAAAAUUUGUAAUGUUUAUAUUUAUCCCAUUACCAUAGUGAAAUGUUUAAUCAUUGUUGCCCUUGAUGGGAAAUCUUCUUUACUUACAUAUAUAAAUGUAAAAAAUCAUUGUUUUAUAUUUUUAAGUUGUAAUAGUUAAUAAUUGUUUUGAACGUGAAUAAAUUAAAUAAAUCCUGCCUUUAGAAUAUGAACAUAU